GGGACCCCGGGAGGAGGGGGAAGCCAGCCUUCAGACGCUUUAUUCGCCGAUGCGCUCCAGCUACCGAGAUCAGACCGUGGGUGACAGGAAACUCCACAACACCCGUUAAGAAUGGCGGAAAUUUACGACAAACAAAAGACGAUCGAAUUGAGGAGGAAACACGUCGGCCCGUCAUGCAAGGUCUUCUUUAGCCAGGAUCCCAUGAAAAUCGUCCGAGCCAAAGGCCAGUACAUGUAUGAUGAGAACGGCGAGCGGUAUCUGGACUGCAUUAACAAUGUGGCUCAUGUGGGCCACAGUCACCCGGAUGUGGUGAAAGCCGGCGCCAGGCAGAUGGAGCUACUCAACACCAACUCCCGCUUCCUCCAUGACAACCUGGUCCAGUACGCCCAGCGGCUGCAGGCCACCCUGCCCAAGCGGCUCUCCGUCUGCUACUUUGUCAACUCUGGCUCAGAAGCCAAUGACCUGGCCUUGAGGCUCGCCUGGCAGUUCACUGGCCACAAAGACAUCAUCACCCUGAACCACGCAUACCACGGCCAUGUCUCCUCCCUCAUCGCCAUCAGCCCAUACAAGUUCCACCAGAUGGAGGAGGGUGACGGGGACCAGUCUGUUCACGUGGCUCCCAGCCCUGAUAUCUACAGAGGGAAAUAUCGAGAGGACCACCCCGAUCCUGCCACCGCUUACUCAGAUGAGGUCCGGGACAUCCUGCAGAACGCCCACAAGAAGGGUCGCAAGAUUGCUGCUUUCAUUGCCGAGUCCCUGCAGAGUUGCGGAGGGCAGGUGAUUCCUCCGCCAGGCUACUUCCAGAAAGUGGCAGAGCACGUGCGGGGAGCGGGCGGGGUCUUCAUCGCUGACGAGGUGCAGGUGGGCUUCGGUAGGGUAGGCUCCCACUUCUGGGCCUUCCAGCUGCAGGGGCAGGACUUCUGCCCCGACAUCGUCACCAUGGGCAAGCCCAUCGGCAACGGACACCCCAUGUCCUGCGUGGUGACCACCCGCGACAUCGGCCAGUCCUUCAUGGCCUCCGGCAUGGAGUACUUCAACACAUUUGGCGGUAACCCCGUCUCCUGUGCCAUUGGCCUGGCGGUCCUCGAUGUCAUCGAGAGGGAGGAUCUCCGUGGCAACGCCCUGCGGGUGGGGAACUACCUGAGCCAGCUCCUCACCCAGCAAAUGGAGAAGCACCCACUGAUCGGGGAUGUCAGGGGCGUAGGCCUGUUUGUGGGGGUGGAGCUGGUGAGAGACCGGGUGAAGAGGACCCCAGCCACUGCAGAAGCCCAGGACCUCAUUUACAAACUGAAGGACCAGCGGAUCCUCCUGAGUGCGGAUGGUCCUCACAGGAAUGUGCUGAAGUUCAAGCCCCCCAUGUGCUUCUCUGAAGAGGACGCCCGGCUGGUUGUGGACAAGAUCGACCAAGUCCUUACAGAGCUUGAAAAAGCAACAGGUCUCCACACCCAGGCUGUCGCAGUCGCUGAGAACGGACCCAGCAAAAGAGCUAGGACAUGUGAGGAAAAUGGACGCCAUCCGUCGAGCGGAAAGGAGCACUUUAACGACUCGUGUAGACAGGAGGAGGCACAGUGCUGUGACAGACUGCCCGUUAAACGGCUCAGAACGUGAAGCCUCUUACAGGCCUUGCCACACAGUCCCGCCCUGCUGCUCUCUCAGAAAUACAGGUACGAAAAGUGCCUACAGCAGCACAAAUGCUUGUCGCUGGGGUGGUACCCUAUAAAAUAGUACCCCCAGCCAGCAAUAUAUAAUUAAGUUGUACCUUUUUUGCUUGGAAAACAUACUAAUUUGUACCCAUAGAGAACAUUACUGUCUGUAUUUUCAGGGUACAUUUGGUAAAUUUGAUAAUUGAAGAACAAAAAUGUACCUCCAUUGUAUUUCUGAGAGUGUAUCCAGCCAUUUUCUGUGUGUGUGGAUUGCUAACAUACAUUAGCAGCACGAAUGAAACCUAAUUUUCAGGGAUCACGCCUCCGCUUAUGAUUCUGCAAUUAAUUGAUUUCCAUGUUUUAAUGGUAAAGGAAAAAAUGUUUUUAAAUGCGCUCACGCCUUUCAAAAAAGUAUGUUUACUUUGAGAAGACAUGUUGGGUCAAUUACAGUGUGCUUAGCAGGAAUAUAAACCGCAGGUAUAACCUCUAGACCACAGAUUUGCAUACCAACUGGAGCAGAUAUCCAAAGCUGUGGACUAAGAUUGAGCAAUUGAAACUGGACACUGCACUGCAAUUGACCCCUUAUGCUUGUCUUCGUUUUAGUUUUUUUUGUGUGUUGGUAUUAAUUUUAUGCAAAAUACUCAGAUGGAUCUUUCCGCCUUCCUAUUGCCAGUAUUGCCAUUUUUGCCGGUGGAUUCCCACAGGAAUUGCAGAUAUGCACACCACCGGGAUGUAACACUGUGGUUUUGUUGGUGCUAAAGCAAACCUGCUGCCAGCUGUAGAGUACCCUGCAGCCACCAGCUCACUGCCUGUCAGUGUGUGACACACGUCACCUAUACACACACAUACGUGUGCACGCAAACACACACCCACAAACACAUGCAUAGGCACAGACACAAGUAUGCACACACCCUACACCCGACCCUACUCAUUCUGGUAACCGUGGUACUGUUAUGUUUUUUCUAUGAAGAAAAACUAGGACAAAAAUAUAUAUACACACACACACACUUCUCUGUUUUAAAAUGGAGGCUUGUCUAAGUUUUUUCUGCUGAGUGGCUGCAGGCCACCACGACAGUGCAGUCAGACUCUCAGGAAUCCAGGAGGGGCACAUUUACUGGAGCUGUUAUAAAUCAGCUGUCGCCCGACAGACGGACAAACAGGUGCUUUUAUUUCCACUACUUCUUUAUGGCCCUCAUAUAAGUCAAAUAAAUAUCUGUCAAGAA
Conger conger (European conger) is the source of this 2866-nucleotide messenger RNA. It is a transcript of the gene etnppl, whose product is annotated as ethanolamine-phosphate phospho-lyase. Bases 112 to 1608 code for a protein of 498 amino acids. NCBI's taxonomy places the organism in Eukaryota, Metazoa, Chordata, Actinopteri, Anguilliformes, Congridae. The record is from RefSeq and is a predicted model, not a curated record. Gene Ontology annotation, cellular component: mitochondrion. Gene Ontology annotation, molecular function: transaminase activity; ethanolamine-phosphate phospho-lyase activity; pyridoxal phosphate binding. The transcript has 13 exons.